GAAUGAUUUGUUUUUUUUUCUUGAAAUUUAUUUGACUCGUUUUUUUUAAUGUCUACUAUAGUUUUGUUUGUGACUAGUGUGUACGUGUGUGUGUUCUAUGUGAAAGAAUCAUUAAACAAUUAAACGAAAAAAAAGUGGAUUAUCCACAAUAAUCAUCAUCAUCAUUGGUUAUAAACACAUCUUAUUAUUAUUGACAUUACAUUUGACAUUUAUUCGAAUUUAUUAUCAGCAAUAAGAAACUUUUUCGAAUAUAAUUUAUUCAUCUCCAAAAAGGAAUGAAUAUCAUCAUAUCAGUAGCAAAUAUUAGAUUGUUGUUGUUGUCGUCGUUUUUUUUCUGUUCCGUUGAGAUAUGAACUAUUUGAAGAAAAAAAUCACCAAAGUCGUUGGGAAUCCCAAACGUAAAAAUGAUGAUGAUGAUGAUUUCGAUAAUUAUGUGCCUGAAAUACCGCCACAUCCAUCGACAUUAACAACAACAACAACAACAACAACAGAUAUUAAUGAUCAGUUAAAAAUUAAAUUUGAUUCAACAAAUACAAAUUUUGCUAAUUUUGAUUCAGUCAAUAAUAUAACAGUUGGUGAACCAUUUCCUUUAUCAUUUGGUGAACAGGAACAACAACAACAACAAGAGCAACCAAAAUUAUCGCUUGAAGAAUUAAAAGCUAAAGAAGAAGAAUAUAGAAAAGAAGAACGAGAAAAACUACGUCAACAAGAAGAAAGUAAAAAAGAUUGUGAAGAGUGGAAAUUUUUUCUAUCAUUAACAGCCAAAGCUGAUGCUGUAACAUCGAAAACACAAACUGUGUUGGAAAAAUUACAAACCGAAUCAGCUGUUAAAGAAAUCAGCAAAUUUGAAGAUCCCACUUUUUCAGAUCAAUUUGACGAAACGGCACCAAAAAAUAUCGGUGCUUGGGCAGCAUUCGACGAAACAGCCGAUUAUAAUCCAUCAGAUCCAAUAUUUCAAUUUCCUAAACAAGACGAGACUGAACAACAGCAAUCAAUAGAUAAGGACAAAACCAAGCCAGUGAUUGACGAAGAAACAAAACGAAUUGCACGGGAAUUAAUUGAAGAUUUUGGAUUCACCAAUCCAGCACCAGGAAUACCAUUAGUGGAUGGUGAAAAAACAAAAACAGACACAUCAUUAUUUGCCAUUGAAGAGCCGACGAUCGAUCCAUUCGAUACGUCAUUUAUUGAUGUUGAAGCCAUUAAAAGUGGUGAAUCGAUUUUGAAACCAACAUUAAUCAAAGACAUUGAUGUCGAUGAAAUUGAUCCAUUUGAUACUAGUUAUAUUGAAUCGACUAUACAAAAAGAUUUGGCCAUCAAAGAUUAA
Molecule: messenger RNA, 1324 nt
Organism: Dermatophagoides farinae (American house dust mite)
Lineage: Eukaryota; Metazoa; Arthropoda; Arachnida; Sarcoptiformes; Pyroglyphidae
Source: RefSeq, a predicted model, not a curated record